Molecule: messenger RNA, 426 nt
Organism: Blepharisma stoltei
Lineage: Eukaryota; Ciliophora; Heterotrichea; Heterotrichida; Blepharismidae
Source: the annotation of a GenBank genome assembly
AUGGUGGCAAGACUCAAGCAUACCAGGAAGCUCAGAGGACACGUUAGCAUGGGCCAUGGCCGUAUCGGUAAGCACAGAAAGCAUCCUUGCGGCCGCGGUAAUGCUGGUGGUUUACAUCACCUCAGGAUCUUAUUUGACAAGUUCCACCCAGGAUACUUUGGAAAAGUCGGUAUGAGGCGCUUCCACUUGAAGAAAAACACAGAAUUCUGCCCUGUUGUGAACCUCGACACUCUUAACACUUUGCUGACUGAAGAACAAAAAGCCUCAAGCGAUGUGCCACUUGUUGAUGCUGGAGCUCACGGAUUUUUCAAAGUUCUUGGAAGAGGCGUCCUUUUAAGGCCAAUGAAUGUUAAAGCGAGGAUUUUCUCAGCAAAAGCUGAAGAGAGAAUUAAAAAAGCAGGUGGAUCAAUCAUUCUUUCAGCAUAA